Molecule: messenger RNA, 1653 nt
Organism: Venustampulla echinocandica
Lineage: Eukaryota; Fungi; Ascomycota; Leotiomycetes; Helotiales; Pleuroascaceae
Exons: 7
Coding region: 1-1653 (550 amino acids)
Biological process (GO): rRNA processing
Cellular component (GO): nucleus; ribonucleoprotein complex; cytoplasm
Molecular function (GO): RNA binding; RNA helicase activity; ATP binding
Source: RefSeq, a predicted model, not a curated record
AUGUCUUACGGAGGAGGAUACGGCGGUUCGCGCGGUGGCGGCGGACAUUCUAAUGGGUACGAUACAUAUGGCAGCCGCAAUAAUUACUCCAGUGGCUAUUCCAGCGGCGGUGGAUAUGGUGGCGGCGGUGGAGGCUACGGCGGUGGUGGUGGUGGUAAUGUCAACGGCUACUCUGGUGGUGGAUACGGAGGAGGCGGCGGCGGCGGAUUUGGUGGUGGAGCAGGCGGAGAUCGCAUGUCUAACCUGGGAGCCGGUCUUCACAAGCAGAGCUGGGAUCUCAACACCAUGCCAAAGUUCGAGAAGUCUUUCUACAAGGAGGACCCCCUAGUAACCGCUCGAUCGGAAGAAGACGUCGUUAAGUUCAGAAAGGAUCAUAACAUCACUGUUCACGGCACCGAGAUCCCACGACCUGUCGAGACUUUCGAUGAGGCUGGUUUCCCUGCCUAUGUCAUGAGCGAAGUUAAGGCCCAGGGUUUCCCAGCACCAACUGCCAUUCAAUCCCAAGGCUGGCCCAUGGCACUCUCUGGACGAGAUGUUGUCGGUAUCGCCGAGACCGGAUCCGGAAAGACAUUGACCUACUGUCUCCCAGCAAUCGUUCAUAUUAACGCACAGCCUCUCCUCGCCCCUGGAGAUGGUCCUAUUGUCUUGGUCUUGGCUCCAACUCGUGAGCUGGCUGUCCAGAUUCAGCAAGAGAUCACGAAGUUCGGGAAAUCGUCUCGAAUUCGCAAUACUUGUGUUUACGGUGGUGUCCCCAAAGGUGGACAAAUUCGAGACCUCGCCAAGGGUGUCGAGGUUUGUAUCGCCACUCCAGGUCGUCUCAUCGACAUGCUCGAGUCUGGAAAGACUAACCUUCGCCGUGUGACCUACCUCGUACUCGACGAGGCUGAUCGUAUGUUGGACAUGGGUUUCGAGCCUCAAAUUCGCAAGAUCCUUGGUCAAAUUCGACCCGACAGACAGACCUGCAUGUGGUCUGCUACCUGGCCUAAGGAAGUUCGCGCUCUUGCUUCCGACUACCUGAACGACUUCAUCCAAGUCAACAUUGGCUCCCUAGAGCUAUCUGCUAACCACAGGAUCACACAAGUUGUUGAGGUCGUUUCCGAGUUCGAGAAGCGUGAUAAGAUGACAAAGCACCUCGAGAAGAUCAUGGAGGAUAAGGACAACAAGAUCCUUAUCUUCACAGGAACCAAGCGUGUCGCUGACGAUAUUACACGUUUCCUUAGACAAGACGGAUGGCCUGCGCUUUCCAUCCACGGUGACAAGCAACAGAACGAGCGCGAUUGGGUUUUGAACGAGUUCAAGACCGGCAAGAGCCCCAUCAUGGUUGCCACUGACGUGGCUUCCCGUGGUAUUGACGUCCGGAACAUUACUCAUGUGUUCAACUAUGAUUAUCCCAAUAACUCCGAGGAUUAUAUCCAUCGUAUCGGUCGUACUGGCCGUGCUGGUGCCAAUGGUACUGCCAUUACGCUCUUCACCACUGACAAUCAAAAGCAGGCUCGUGAUCUCGUUGCAGUUCUCACUGAAGCAAAGCAGCAGAUUGAUCCACGACUUGCAGAGAUGGUUCGUUACGGAGGUGGCGGCGGUGGCGGCCGCUGGGGAGGCGGUGGAUACCGUGGAGGCCGCGGUGGUGGCCGUGGUGGUGGUGGUCGCUAUUAG